AUGUUCAUGGCCGUGCAGCCACAGUCUAAUGACGAGGCUGAGAGCGAAUCUGCUCACAAAAGGUGGCCACCAGUACCGGGGCGCAAGAGGCGCUGCAGGCAGGGGUUUUUUGUACUCCCGCCCGUACAACAGCCGCCAAUCUUGGCACAGCGGCAAGCAGUCGAACAAGAACAAGUAAAACAGGAGCAUGAUCGCCAGGUGCCUUCAGAAGGUAGAUCAAGAAGAGGCAGAAGGGGUGCUGAUUUUCCCGCUCUGGACAACCCAAUCGUGGUUUCCCAAGCUCAUGGCGAUGUUAGUAGACAAGCCAGUACUGCUGCCAAGACAAAGGGAUAUGAUGACCCUACCAAGCAGCGAUCAACUUCAUCCUCUACGGAACAAGCUUCGGCUGGUUGCCUGCCACUUAUCAGGAAAUCCUUCCAAAUGCAAAAUGUUUCUCAACAAGCAACCGAAAUCCUCAUGGCCUCAUGGCGAGAGGGAACCCGAAAACAGUACUCUGGCUACCUCGAAAGAUGGCUUCGCUUCUGUCGUCAAGGACAGGUUGAUCCAAUAUGUCCCCCUGUGAACACAGUUUUGGACUUUUUGGCAGAAUUAUACCAUUCUGGCCUUGGCUAUAGUGCACUUAAUACCGCUCGGUCUGCACUCUCAGCUACGGUAGUGACUAAUAAUUCCACUACUGUUGGUAAUCACCCUUUAAUUUGCAGAUUUCUUAGAGGUGUAUUUCAGUUAAGACCGCCCCCAACAAAAUAUACAGAGGUUUGGGAUGUUACCAAGGAAACCAUAAGCAAAUGGAUUAAACAAGUAUUGUCAAACUCUGGCAUUGACGUGUCAGUAUUCAAACCACACAGUACCAGAUCAGCUGCAGUGUCUGUGGCAAAAAGGGCUGAUGUUACUAUAAAUGACAUACUAAAAACAGCAGGCUGGAGCACAGAAAGCACGUUUGCUAAGUACUAUGACAAAGCUAUUGUCAUCCCAGCAACUGAGUCUUUUGCCAGUGCUGUACUUCAAUUGUAG
This is a messenger RNA of Patiria miniata (bat star), 1011 nucleotides long. RefSeq lists its product as uncharacterized. Lineage: Eukaryota; Metazoa; Echinodermata; Asteroidea; Valvatida; Asterinidae. The record is from RefSeq and is a predicted model, not a curated record. The transcript has 4 exons. Gene Ontology annotation, molecular function: DNA binding. Bases 1 to 1011 code for a protein of 336 amino acids.